This is a messenger RNA of Aegilops tauschii subsp. strangulata, 1958 nucleotides long. NCBI's taxonomy places the organism in Eukaryota, Viridiplantae, Streptophyta, Magnoliopsida, Poales, Poaceae. The record is from RefSeq and is a predicted model, not a curated record.
ACAGGGGCCACGCCGGCGGGAGGUGCUGCCAAGCCGGGGCAGCAUCCUCCCAAGCAGGCGGCGCGUGGGAUCCAGCAGCAGCAAGUGGCCGAUACAGCAGUCCCAGCUCCACCUCCUCCUCCUGCUGCUACAGUUCAAGCGCUGGAUCCAAGGUACAAGGAUAUGACAUGCUUUAAGUGUAGUUGGCUGGGGCACUAUGUGGGGAACUACAUUGAGCCGAAGAAGUGUUUUAUCUGCGCGGGAGGUCAUAAUGUCAAUAACUGCGCUGCCUGGGCAAAGCCACAUCCUACAGCGACCUACUUUGGUAGGACAGCGGCUGGCCUGGGGUUUUACCAUAUUGAUGUACCCACUGCUUCAGAACUAAGUUGGCUUAACUACAAGAAUUGUGCAGUUCUCAAAGUGGUUAAGGGUGAGGUUUCUGCCUCAGAGUUGCUGAUUCAGCUCAAUGGAAUUUUUUGCAAAAACAAAGAGUGACCUUGGCAGAUUAGGGACUUGGGAGAGAAGAAAUUCUUGCUGAUAUUUCCACCUUGGAAAAAUGUCGAAGACCUGAUUGAGUUUCCUGCAUUUGAGCUCCCAAUUGAUGGUGUUUCUGUCAAGAUCUGUGAAUGGGUGGGAAUGCUAGAAGAAUUUGGGGGACUUACUGAGGCCUGGGUUCAAAUUGAGGGGAUUCCUCCAAAGUGGUGUGCAUGGAAGGUGUUUGCCCAGAUUACAGCUUGCUUUGGGAUCCUGGUAGAUGUGGACUGGAAUGGUAUAUUUAAGAACUUCUAUGAGAAUAUCAGAGUGAAAGUGGCUUGUAGAGACCCCAGGAAAAUUCCUUUUGAAGGGUUUGAACAACUGGGAGAGGACUCUGAUGGAGAUGAUCUGGACCCAGAUUUGGACAAUAUGGAGAAAAAGGAUGAAGAUAACAAUGAAGACAUGUCUAACAAGGAUAAAUCUCAAGGAGAAGACAUGGGAGAACCUAUUGAUGAGCUGGACAAGGCAAAUUUCCCUCCCAAAAAUACUCUGGCUGCAAGUUCCAGUCAGUCAAACUCAUAGAGAGCUGCUUCUGCAGUGGAAUUCCACCCUACCAACAUGCUGGAUACAAUUCAUGAGGAUUUUGUGGAAGAAAUUAGGAGCAAAACCCCUGAGAAGAAUAAGGAAGCAGAUAAUGAAAAAACCACUCCUGCAAAACCCUUUCCUUCUGAAAGAUCUGAUCCCAUGUCAGCACAUCUGGAAUAUUGCUCUGAACAACUAAGCAGGUUUGAAAUGGUUGAGACUGAUGAAGAGGAGGAAGAUUUGGUGGAUGAGAUGCAAUGUCUCCCUGAGGAUUUGGCUCUGGCAAUGGGAUAUGUUAAGAGAUCUCUACUGGAAACUCUGGAUAGUGUGGAAUCGGUGCAGAAGAAAAAACCAAGUGUCAAAAAUUCUCCUGUCUGGGGGCCAGUGCUCACAAGCAAACCAAUAACUAGGAAUCAUGGAGACAUUAAGAUCAUGGACAAAGCAGCUGCAUAUAUGAAGAGGAAGAACUUGGAAAUCCCCACUACUUUCAAAGGGGCAGAAAUGGAGAAACGUGAACUGCAUUCUUGCAAAACUAAGCUGUUAUUUGCACCAGUGGAAAGUUCUCUGCGAUGAUGCUCAAGCAACCCUGCUGCAAAGGUGCAUCCUUUUGUUGGACAAGCGACGUGGAGAACUGAUGCGGAUCGCCUGGAAGUGAGGUGUGGGAGGGGAGCAUGAGGGGGGCGACCCAGUGGAAAAAAUCUAUCGUUGUUCCCUUUCCUUCUGAUGUGGCUCUGUAAUAAUAAGUACCUAGAUUUCGUUCCUUCUAUGUUGGAGAGAACUUCUGCUCUCGAGCUCUAGGUAACGUAGUCUCCUGGAGAGUAGCUUUAUUCCCUACUUAGGCGCUGUGAAACUGGUUGUGACUGCUUUAUCUGCUUCAAUCUAUAAAAUUGGGGCAGGGGGGGGCAACCCUUUUCAUUAAAAAA